This is a messenger RNA of Lampris incognitus (smalleye Pacific opah), 1011 nucleotides long. It is a transcript of the gene rrh, whose product is annotated as retinal pigment epithelium-derived rhodopsin homolog. Bases 1 to 1011 code for a protein of 336 amino acids. Gene Ontology annotation, cellular component: photoreceptor outer segment; membrane. The transcript has 7 exons. Lineage: Eukaryota; Metazoa; Chordata; Actinopteri; Lampriformes; Lampridae. Gene Ontology annotation, molecular function: G protein-coupled receptor activity. The record is from RefSeq and is a predicted model, not a curated record. Gene Ontology annotation, biological process: visual perception; G protein-coupled receptor signaling pathway.
AUGGGAUUAGACCCCGGAGUCAACACUUCCACUGACGUCAUUCCUUAUGGAGGGAAGAGUGCCUUUACACAGGUGGAGCACAACAUAGUGGCUGCAUAUCUCAUCACUGCAGGCAUCAUCAGUUUAGCCAGUAAUAUAGUGAUACUGCUGAUGUUUGUGAAGUGUAAGGAGCUACUUAAUGCUACCAAUGCCAUCAUCAUCAACCUGGCCUUCACCGACAUCGGCGUGGCUGGCAUCGGCUAUCCCAUGUCUGCUGCAUCGGACCUGUAUGGCAGCUGGAAGUUUGGCUACACUGGCUGCCAGAUCUAUGCAGCGCUCAACAUCUUCUUUGGCAUGGCCAGUAUUGGCCUGCUGACCGUGGUGGCUGUCGACCGCUACCUGACCAUCUGCAGACCUGACAUCGCCCAGAAGAUGAGCACCUAUUCCUACACCCUCCUUAUUCUAGCAGCGUGGCUGAACGCUGUAUUUUGGUCCUGCAUGCCCAUAGUGGGCUGGGCGAGCUACGCCCCCGACCCGACUGGAGCUACCUGCACCAUCAACUGGAGACAGAAUGAUGCCUCUUUCGUUUCCUACACCAUGGCAGUGAUUGCUGUGAACUUUGUGGUGCCUCUGUCUGUUAUGUUCUACUGCUACUACAACGUGUCCAUCACUGUGAGGAGAUACAAGGCCAACAACUGUCUGGACAACAUCAACAUUGACUGGUCAGACCAGAUGGACGUCACAAAGAUGUCCGUUGUUAUGAUUGUCAUGUUCCUGGUGGCCUGGUCCCCAUACUCCUUGGUGUGUCUCUGGGCAUCAUUUAAGGACCCAAAGAAUAUCCCUGCCCCAAUGGCCAUCAUUGCGCCACUCUUUGCGAAGUCUUCCACCUUUUACAACCCCUGUAUUUAUGUGCUAGCCAACAAAAAGUUUAGAAGAGCCAUCAUAGGAAUGAUCCGAUGUCAAACAAGACAGCGGAUGACCAUCAAUAACCAGGUUCCCAUGAGCCCCUCCCAAAACCCCCUGACACACUAA